AUGUUUGUCAUGAAUGAUAUACAUCUUUUAGAGAGCAAGUCCAAUGUCUAUCCGCAGUUACUCAAGUGUAAGUCUCUAGCGAGGAUUAUUAAAGCCAAGAGGACUCCUUCCUGGCCGACCAUACCAACAAGAGAGCUGCCUGAAAAGCAAGUUUGCGACAAGCUCAUUGAUUGCUAUAUGAAGACAUCGGAGAGCGUAUACAGGAUUCUGCACCUCCCGUCCUUCAUGAGGGACUACGAAGAGUUGUGGGAGCCCGGCGCUUAUCCAGACAUAGCGUUCAUCGUUCAUCUCAAGCUCAUACUGGCCAUUGGCGCAAUGUCUUACGACGAUGGAUUUUCCAUGCGUCCCUCCGCAAUCCGUUGGGUAUACGAAGGACAGACUUGGGCAGCGGAGCCCGAGUUCAAAGCCCGGUUAGGCAUUCAGUUUAUACAAACGCAGAUAUUGCUGCUGCUGGCUCGAGAAAAUGUUGGUGUCGCUGGCGACUCGGUCUGGGUGUCUGCAGGCGAGUUGGUCAGAAGGGCUAUGCACAUGGGCCUGCAUCGAGAUCCGCGUCACCUACCAAAGCGGUCCCUCUUUGCAACUGAGAUGCACAGAAGGCUGUGGAAUACUAUUCUUGAGAUGCUCCUGAGAAUGAGCCUCACGUCAGGUGGCCCUCCGCUCAUUCGCCUCGAAGACUUUGACACGGAACCUCCCAGCAAUUUCGACGACGAGCAGCUCAUGAUCGAGGCCUCAGUCGAAAAGCUUGAAAGUGAAUACACAAGCAUGUCGAUUGCGAUAGCCCUUCGCAAGACAUUUGCUGCUCGGCUUACAGUGACCGCGUUCCUGAACGACCUCUCCUCGUGCGGUACAUACGAGAGAACGCUGGAACUAGACGUCGAACUACGGUCAGCGUACAAGACUCUUUGCCAGACCCUUGGAAGAUUCAAGUCUCAAUCUGGGGGAACAUCCGGUCCUUCUCCACUGGAAUUGCGUUUUGUAGACUUCAUCAUGCAACGAUACAUGUCGGCUCUCCACACGCCGUACCUCAUCCCAGCGAUGCGCCAAACGAAAUACGCCGUGUCCCGUAAACUCGCCGUCGAGGCGGCUCUCAAGACCUGGUCCGCAAUGUAUCCCUCUUCGGCCAUCAUGGCCCCGCAUGUCCGCCAAGAUGCCUCCAACUCGUCCGAGGAAGACCUCCUCUCACGUCUUUCCUGCUGCGGGGUGGGCUUCUUCAGAAUCGCCUCUUUACAAGCAAGCCUGCUCAUCGCCGCCGAAAUCGACAACCAGCUCAGAGAAGAGCAAGGUCUCGUCCCUUCGCCCUUCCGAGCAGAUCUCCUCUCCGUCAUCCAAGAAUCCAAGGAAUGGUGCCUCCAGUCCAUCAAAGCCGGUGAGACGAACGUCAAGGGCUACAUGGUCAACUGCGUCAUAGUCGCCCACGUAGAAGGUCUAAUGCAGGGUCUCGACCAACAAGAAAUCAGUCCAUUGUUUCUCAAAGCCGCCGAAGAUGCUAUAGAGGAGUGCCUUGCGAUAUUAGAAGAACGAGCCGGUCAAAGUCAAGACGAAGGAGCGGAUGCGUUAGACAUAGGAAUCCGGGCACAGAGCCCAGAUUGGGAUUUCUUGGUAUCGGACGCCAUGUUUGCCUACAAUGGAGGCGUAACAGAACCCAUAAACUGGAUGUUUGAAGGCGUCCAAUAG
Trichoderma virens Gv29-8 is the source of this 1674-nucleotide messenger RNA. RefSeq lists its product as uncharacterized. Gene Ontology annotation, molecular function: DNA-binding transcription activator activity, RNA polymerase II-specific; zinc ion binding; RNA polymerase II cis-regulatory region sequence-specific DNA binding. Bases 1 to 1674 code for a protein of 557 amino acids. NCBI's taxonomy places the organism in Eukaryota, Fungi, Ascomycota, Sordariomycetes, Hypocreales, Hypocreaceae. The record is from RefSeq and is a predicted model, not a curated record. Gene Ontology annotation, biological process: DNA-templated transcription; regulation of transcription by RNA polymerase II. The transcript has 2 exons. Gene Ontology annotation, cellular component: nucleus.